ACAAGUAAAUAAAAGCUCAACCAUCCAGUGAAAAACAGAGAAGUGACAGAAACCACUCCAACCUACACUGAGGAGAAAAAAAAGAGCUCACCAUGGCCUCUGGAUACACCAUGAAGGAUCCCAUUUGUCUUGUGGAAAAUCAGAAUAAUCAGCUGACAGUAAAUCCAACAGCACUGGAGAUUCUAGACAAGAUCUCUCAGCCUGUGGUGGUGGUGGCCAUCGCAGGUCUGUAUCGGACAGGAAAAUCCUACCUAAUGAAUCGCCUGGCAGGAAAGAACCAUGGUUUCCUUCUGGGCUCCACAGUGAAGUCUGAAACCAAGGGCAUCUGGAUGUGGUGUGUACCCCACCCCUUGAAGCCCAACCACGCUCUGGUCCUUCUGGAUAUUGAGGGCCUGGGUGAUGUGGAAAAGGGUGACUCACAAAAUGACUCAUGGAUCUUUGCCCUGGCCGUGCUUCUGAGCAGCAUGUUUGUCUACAACAGCAUGGGCACCAUCAACCACCAAGCCCUGGAGCAGCUGCACUAUGUGACUAAACUAACAAAGCUAAUCCGGGCAAAAUCCUUUCCCAGCUCUGGUGAAGUAGGUGACUCAGCUGAGUUUAUAAGUUUCUUUCCAGACUUUGUUUGGGUUGUACGGGAUUUCACGCUGAAGCUGAUGUUUGAUGAACGCACCAUCACUGAAGAUGAGUACCUGGAGAAUGCCUUGAAGUUGGUUACAGGCAAUACUUCCAAAAUCCCGCGAUCCAACUUGCCUAGAAAGUAUAUCAGGAAGUUCUUUCCCAAGCGAAAGUGCUUUGUUUUUGAACGCCCUACAAAUAACAUAAACUUGUUACAACAGAUGGAGGAAGUGUCAGAAAACCAACUAGAGUGCAGUUUCCGGGAGCAAUCCAAACAUUUCUGUAACUAUAUCUUCAGAGAUGCAAAAACCAAGACCCUCAGAGAGGGAAUCAUUGUCACUGGAAAUCGGAUGGGGACUCUGGCAAAGGCCUAUGUGGAUGCCAUCAAUAGUGGAGCAGUGCCUUGUUUGGAAAAUGCAGCGAUAACUCUGGCUGAGCAUGAGAACUCAGUGGCCGUGCAGAAGGCAGCCGACUACUACAGUGACCAGAUGGCCCAGAGAGUGAACUUCCCCACAGACACGCUGCAGGAGCUGCUGGACCUGCACACAGCCUGUGAGAAGGAAGCCAUUGCAAUCUUCAUGGAGCGCUCCUUCAAGGAUGACAAGGGGGAGUUCCAACAGAAACUUAUGGGCAUCAUAGAGAAAAAGAAGGAAAAUUUCUUGCUGAAGAAUGAAGAGGAAUCUCUCAAAUAUUGCCAGGCUCAGCUUACACAGCUUUCAAAGCCACUGAUGGAAGGCAUUUCGAAAGGAACUUUCUCUGUACCUGGAGGAUACACUCUCUACUCAGAGGAAAUGAUCAAGGUUGAACGGUCCUAUGAAUUAAUACCCAGGAAAGGAGUGAAGGCAAUGGAGGCCCUCCUGAACUUCAAUCAGUCACAGGCUGCAACAAAGGAAUGCAUCCUGCAGGCUGACAAGGCCCUCACUGCUGGGGAGAAGGCUCAAGCAGAUGAGCGAGCCAAGAGAGAGGCAUCGGAAAGACAAGACAAGCUGCGAAGACAGACACUGAAUGAAAUGAAGCAACAAAUGGAGGCUCAAGAGAGAAGCUUCCAGGAAACUAUGGCCCAGAUGAAGGAAAAGAUGGGGAGAGAAAGAGAAAUCCAACAGAGUGAGCUACAAAGAAUAUUGAAGCACAUGGAGAAGGAACAAGAGAUACAGAAGAUAUACAAAGAGAAAGAGUCAGAGACGAAAAAAGAGAUGGAAGCUCUGAUAAAAUUGUUCGAUGAAAUGCAAAAGAGAAAUCAGCAGAUGAUGGAAGAGAAAGAAAAGAAGUAUCAGGUAUGGGUGAAACAGUUGAUUGAGAAGAUGGAGAUGGAGAAGGCCCAGACCAUGGCAGAGCAAGACAGGAUUCUAAAUAUUAAAUUUUAGGCAUUCAACUUUGUCAUCACCAUUUUAUCGUCCACUGCACUGAAUCAAAAACAUGCUUAG
Messenger RNA from Myotis brandtii (Brandt's bat), 2039 nucleotides. Its product is annotated as guanylate-binding protein 6. NCBI's taxonomy places the organism in Eukaryota, Metazoa, Chordata, Mammalia, Chiroptera, Vespertilionidae. Gene Ontology annotation, biological process: defense response to Gram-positive bacterium; defense response to protozoan. Gene Ontology annotation, molecular function: GTP binding; GTPase activity. The transcript is spliced from 12 exons. The record is from RefSeq and is a predicted model, not a curated record.